CGAAGUUGGGCUUGGCGGCAGGCUUGAUGCGACAAAUGUGUUGGAGAAGCCGUUGGUUACGAUUAUUACCGGGAUUGCGAUGGAUCAUCAGAGUCUAUUGGGGGAUACUCUUGGGGCGAUAGCAAAGGAGAAGGCGGGGAUUAUGAAGAGGGGUGUUAGGUGCGUUGUUGAUGGGGAGAAUGACGGGGAAGCAUUAGAUGCUUUUCAUGAGACCGCUGAAUCAGUGGGGGCUGAGGUUGAGGUUGUCCAGGGUACAGAGGAGGGAUUGCAGACAUAUUCCGUGCAGACGAAGACUUGGGGACCAAUAUCGGUUCAGACACCACUUCCCGGGGCACAUCAGAAGGCAAAUGUGUCUGUUGCUGUCGUGGCUCUUUCACAUCUCCAGGGAUCACUGCCAGGCAUCACACCCCAAAUCAUCCGACAAGGCAUAACCGCAACACAAUGGCCCGGACGCCUAGAAUGGACCACUAUCCCAACAGUGUCAUCAAACCCACUCCUCCUCGAUGGUGCACACAACGCAAAUGCAGCACAUUCCUUGGCUGAGUAUGUCAACACCUUACGACGGAAGGGACCAAUCACAUGGGUAAUGGCAUUCUCACAAGGAAAGGAUUUGGAUGAGAUGUUGAAAAUAUUGGUCCGGAGCACUGAUCGCAUUGCCGCGGUUGAGUUUGGGGAUGUUGAUGGAAUGCCGUGGGUUAAGCCCGUUCCGGCGGGACAGAUUACAGAGGUUGCACGGGAGGUGCUAGGGAAUGCGGUGGAGGGUCAGACGCAAGGCUUUGGGAGAGAUGUGAGUGGUAGUUUGAGAUGGGCGGUGGAAGGCAAUGAAGAGGGGACAGUGGUGGUGUGUGGGAGUCUAUAUCUGAUAGGAGAGGUGAAGAAGAUGGAGAGGGAUUUGGCGCAGUGAGAGAUGGAUGAAAUUGGUUUGAGAGUUUCUCUGUGUCGUUGGAGAGGUGUGGGUGGUACGGAGGUCUCUCACGUAUCUUAACGUUGAUCGUCUGCCUCUAGCGAUUGUCGUGGUUCUUCCGGUUCGGGCAGCAACCUCUGCUCCUUGACUAUGACUCGCAAAUGCUAGAUUGUGGAGAAGGAUCGUCUCGUCUGUUACGGGUCCACGUUACGCGUCGCGAUACGGUACCGAUGAAGUCUU
Molecule: messenger RNA, 1144 nt
Organism: Saitoella complicata NRRL Y-17804
Lineage: Eukaryota; Fungi; Ascomycota; Saitoellomycetes; Saitoellales; Saitoellaceae
Product: Mur ligase
Exons: 1
Coding region: 80-904 (274 amino acids)
Biological process (GO): folic acid-containing compound biosynthetic process
Cellular component (GO): cytoplasm; cytosol; mitochondrion
Molecular function (GO): tetrahydrofolylpolyglutamate synthase activity; ATP binding; dihydrofolate synthase activity
Source: RefSeq, a predicted model, not a curated record